AUGACUGGAAUACGAAAACUUUUAGUGCUCCCAGGGGAUCACAUCGGUCCAGAGAUUAUAGCAGAAGCACUGAAAUCGCUAAAAGUUCUUGAAGAAGAGCGACCCGGUUUCAAAGUACAAUUAAGUUACGGACUCAUCGGAGGCGCAAGCUUAGACAAGACGAAUAACCCAAUUACCGAAGAAGUCCUUGAAGCUGCUCUUGCCAGCGAUGCGAUUCUUCUGGGAUCUGUCGGAGGACCAGAAUGGGCGCAUGUGCCGGGUGCUCUCAGUCCGGAAAAGGGCAUUCUACGUCUGAGACAGCGUCUUGAUGCAUUCGCGAAUAUUAGACCUUGUCGCUUUUGUGCAUCAAGUCUAGUUGAACAGUCAUCGCUUAAAGCUGAUGUGGUCAAGGGUGUCAAUUUCAUUGUGGUACGAGAGAAUUGCGGAGGAGCAUAUUUUGGACACAAGAUCGAAGCUGAAGAUGAAGCAUCGGAUCUAUGGAUUUAUAGGCGAGAUGAGGUUGAGAGAUGUGCUCGCGUAUCAGCAGCUCUUGCGCGGACGAUGGCCGGAGAUGAUAAGAGGCCAGCUAUCGUCUGGAAUGCGGACAAAGCCAACGUAUUGGCAAGUGGUCGAUUUUGGCGAACAGUGACUCAUGACACAUUUCAGCGUGAAUUCCCUGAUAUAGAACUACGCGAUCAACUCGCUGAUAGCGCUGCCAUGAUUAUGGUCAAAGCACCAACAAAAUUGAACGGCGUGAUCCACACCGACAACACAUUUGGAGAUAUCUUGUCUGAUAUAUCUGGGGGCCUCGUCGGAUCACUGGGAGUACUUCCUAGCGCAAGCGUAUGUGGUAUACCUGGCGAAAGACCUGUCAAGGGUGUAUAUGAAGCAGUCCACGCAAAGAUUUUGAUCGAGAAUGGGGCUGAUGUUAAUGCGAAGAAUUCAAUUCUUGAUACGCCUCUUCAUACCACUGUUAACCGCGGACAUUUAAAUAGAGCAAGGGCCUUGAUCGAGAAUGGGGCUGAUAUUAAUGUGAAGAUUAAUCAACAUCUUGGUUCGCCUCUUCAUCUCGCUAUUCAGAGUGAACAUUUGGAUAUAGCAAAGGUUUUAAUCGAGAAUGGGGCUGAUCUUAAUGCGAAGAAUUCGAAUCUUGAUACGCCUCUUCAUCUCGCUAUUCAGAGGGAACAUUUGGAUAUAGCAAAGUUUUUGAUCGAGAGCGGGGCAGAUAUCAAUGUGAAGAAUCGAUAUUUCGGUUCGCCUCUUCAUCUCGCUAUUCAGAAUGGACAUUUGGAUAUAGCAAAGAUUUUGAUUGAGAAUGGGGCAGAUACCAAUGUGAAGAUCAAUCAACAUCUCGGUUCGCUUCUUCAUCUCGCUAUUCAGAAUGAAUAUUUGGAUAUAGCAAAGGUUUUAAUCGAGAAUGGGGCUGAUCUCAAUGUGAAGAAUCAAUAUCUUGAAACGCCUCUUCAUCUCGCUAUUCAGAGGGAACAUUUGAAUAUAGCAAAGUUUUUGAUCGAGAACGGGGCAGAUAUCAAUGUGAAGAAUCGACAUUUCGGUUCGCCCCUUCAUACCGCUGUUAAAUGCAGACUUUUGGAUAUAGCAAAGAUUUUGAUCGAGAAUGGGGCUGAUGUCAAUGCGAAGAAUUCAAUUCUUGAUACGCCUCUUCACAUCGCCGUUGGACGUGGAGAUUUGAAUAUGAUAGCGCUCUUACUCGAGAAAGGGGCCGAUGCAAACAAACCCAGAAGGUCGGGACACACGGCUCUUACUAUGGCUCUACAAAAGCAGUUGCACGGGGUGGUGGAGACUUUGCUACAAGCCGGCGCACUGAUAAGAGAGACUAUUCGGGACCAGGUUUUUUCGGAGCAAAAUGUGUCUCAAGGAAUCACAUUGGAGAUUGUGAUGGAUUGGGAUAUUGCCUAUUUCAUGGAAAACGGGUUGUCUGGGGUCGAGGAUUUUCGCAGGACAGUCACACUUACAGGGUCGGUGCAAAAUGCACAGAUGAUGUCGUGCGAAGAUUAUGUGGCUCAAACCUGGGGUGAUUCGGGGCUCAGAAUUCUUGAUGCCAUGAUUAGAGCCUUGAAAAGCAGAACUGUUGUAACGGAUAUCUUUGAUGACCAACGGGUACGAUUUGUGCUUCACAAGGGGACAAUGAGAAUCGUCGCCGAGGCACCUGAGGGAAAAAUUGUUGACUUGAUGGAACAAAUAGCGUGGUUGGGUUGUGUAUUUGCACGUGAGCAGACGAAAUCCGAACAUGGACCUUUCCUAGCGACUGGAUCUUACUUGAUCUCUCCUAGAUCUGGGACCUAUCAGCUGCGUAUCCAGAGUUAUCCACUCGAAGGGUAUCCAAAUGAGUCAUGCUGGACAAAAAUUUUGCGAAGUGCCAUUCUCGCAGUUGGAUAUCCAGUGCGCGAGCGUCGGGAAGGAUUUGGGCUGGAAAUCCCCUUUCCACUUCUUCUACGCUUUGCGGAUAUAUCCGUAUGUAUGGAAUACGGCGGCGGCACUCUUUUGGUAGGACCAUCAAAUAUUUUGUUCCCUUCGCGAAAAUUGGAAGAUGGCAUCCAGUGGCAUAUCACAGAUGCAACCUCCGCUAAAGAAGCCGCCGAGGUCAUUGAUCAAUCGCUUGACUGGAUUCGCACUGACAACAUUGGUCAGCUCGGCGAGCACAGGGCGUACCUUGGAUAUUGCAGUCGGGCACUGGUACUACUAGGAACUCAUGAGUUAUUAUCGUCUCAAGCUACAAGCGAGCUUUUGAGCUUGCUACCUAAAUCGAAGUCCCGAAUUGAAAUGGCGCACGAAGGUACGAUGAGCGCCGGAUUUUCCAUCCGCGGGAUCUUCAACACGACGGUAGGCGGUAAAUGGACUCUACCACCACGGCUCAAUGUGUCUUUGGAGGAUAACCGUGAUCUUGAAGACUUGCUCAGGGCGGCCAGUCGCCGUCCCAUUUUGGUUUACGAUCAUAACGAAGACCGCGGUUGGCUUGUCCCUGAGCUAAGCUUGGUUUUUCAUAUGGCUUUGACGUAUUUGCAUCAAGCAGAUGUCUAUCAGCGGUACCCGCUCAACGUGCAAGAGGCUCUCCCUUACCUGACUGCCGCAGUUGACGACGGAUUAAAGGUGUAUAAUUUAGUCAAAGACAAUUGGAACCUUGAGCUUUACGAAAAGAUUGAAGAUGGUCAAUUGAAGACUUUUGGCAUGGUGAUUCGCGAUUUCAUAAAAGACCUUCGAAAACUUCGAACAGCAGAAAACAUCCGGCGGAUAGAAAAAGGCUUCAAGUUGCCAUUAUUCUCCAGUCGAACACUACGCGGAUGGGACUUCUCUGAGCUCGCUUUUAAGGCAGAAAAUAUUUUUCAGAGAGAGAUGAAAUGGAAAAAUGGCGGUCCCAAGUGGGCCAUGCUAGGCGACACCCAUGAUAUGCUCGUUAUCCUAGGUAGCUGUCUUGGAGACUUGGUCCGUCCUGACCUUGAAAAAACAAUUGUCACGAGUGGAUGGGAGACUACCCCGAAGGGAGCUGGACUGCUGACGGCGACUAACUCAUGUGUUUUGCAGCUUGCUCAAAAAAGAAUCCUACUCACAGUCAAUGAAAUGACGCCCAAGCAGCCGAGUAAAAAGCUAUUCUGGUACCGCCCGACUGUCCAUCCCGGGUGUAACUGCUACAAUGCCUGUUUGUCCAUACACGAGAUAACUCAAAACGGCACCAAAACAUGCACGAAGACACAGGAUCCUCGAAAACUAGAAUUUCACGGUGCCACCGUGUUUGGUUGCGCGAAUCCUUACCAUAAAUCUUUGGAACGGGGGGCUCGUUAG
Messenger RNA from Talaromyces amestolkiae, 3777 nucleotides. RefSeq lists its product as uncharacterized. The transcript is spliced from 2 exons. Gene Ontology annotation, molecular function: magnesium ion binding; NAD binding; oxidoreductase activity, acting on the CH-OH group of donors, NAD or NADP as acceptor. Gene Ontology annotation, cellular component: nucleus. Gene Ontology annotation, biological process: positive regulation of transcription by RNA polymerase II. The record is from RefSeq and is a predicted model, not a curated record. The coding region runs from base 1 to 3777 and encodes 1258 amino acids. Lineage: Eukaryota; Fungi; Ascomycota; Eurotiomycetes; Eurotiales; Trichocomaceae.